This is a messenger RNA of Cladophialophora psammophila CBS 110553, 618 nucleotides long. RefSeq lists its product as uncharacterized. Gene Ontology annotation, cellular component: UDP-N-acetylglucosamine transferase complex; extrinsic component of endoplasmic reticulum membrane. Lineage: Eukaryota; Fungi; Ascomycota; Eurotiomycetes; Chaetothyriales; Herpotrichiellaceae. The transcript has a single exon. Gene Ontology annotation, molecular function: hexosyltransferase activity. The record is from RefSeq and is a predicted model, not a curated record. Bases 1 to 618 code for a protein of 205 amino acids. Gene Ontology annotation, biological process: dolichol-linked oligosaccharide biosynthetic process.
AUGGCCGAUCCGAGACCAUCCAGCAAUGCCCCCGGGAAGCGAUGUUUUGUGACCAUUGGCGCCACAGCUCCCUUUAAUAGUCUAGUCCGCGCCGUGCUGGAGCCAGCAUUCCUCAAACCGCUUCGUGAAGCAGGAUAUACACAACUACGAAUCCAGUUUGGCAAUCACGAGGGCGAGACUAUAUUUCGGGAGCGAUGCAAAUCCCUGAAGGAAGCCGGUUUUGAUAAAGGUAUCGACAUUACAGGCUUCGGGUUCAGCAGAGAAGGGCUACGAGAGGAGAUGCUUGCAGUAAAGGGACGAUCCCAAGUGGACGAGGGAAUGGUCAUCAGCCACGCCGGAUCAGGAUCAGUCCUUGACGCCCUUCGCAUCGGCGUGCCCAUCGUGGUGGUCCCAAACACAGAUCUGCUGCACAAUCAUCAAGUCGAGUUGGCCGAGGCUCUGGCAGAGCAAGAGUAUGUGAUUCAUGGCAAGCUUGGCAGUCUUGCAGACUCGAUAGCGAGCGUCGAGGAAUUGCGGAAGAGGAUGAAGAAGUGGCCGCCGCUGAGGUCAGGAGAGGAGAAGUACAGACGUGGGCUGGAGGAUGUUAUUGCUGAGGAGAUGGGCUGGCAGAUUGAUUGA